Molecule: messenger RNA, 582 nt
Organism: Sordaria macrospora k-hell
Lineage: Eukaryota; Fungi; Ascomycota; Sordariomycetes; Sordariales; Sordariaceae
Source: RefSeq, a predicted model, not a curated record
AUGAUUCACUCAUCCCUCCUCGCCAUCACGGCUCUCUUCCUCUCCGCAACCUCGGCCGUUGCUCUCCCAGCUGAUGUGGCCGUUGAAAAGCAAGAUACUCAUCUGUUCAAGCGUGCCUCGCCCGGCCCAACCGAUACCACCUUCAUCAACAACGUCUUGACGACCGUCAACCCUAUUCGGUCCAAGUACAAGGCUAAUGCUCUUGCUUGGGAUGCUACGCUUGCGAAAUUUGCGUUAACGAAGUCGAAUGGGUGCAAGUUGAAUCACACUGGCCCCUACGGCGAAAACGCCUACUGGUGGUGGACCAUCCCCACCACGUCCACUCCCAACUUCAGCUCAACCGUCACCAAAGCCUUCGCCUCCUGGACCUCCCAGACGGAAAUCACCGCGUACAAGAACAACGACUUGUUAGGGGGCGGCCACUUCACGCAGACGGUGUGGAAGGCGAGCACACGGAUCGGGUGCGCCUUUAGUACCAAUAGGUGCGUGCAGAACCCGAAUCAGGAUUGGUGGUUUUAUUGCGAGUUUUGGCCGAGGGGCAAUUUGAUUGGGGCGUAUCCGGGGAAUGUUACCGUGGUGUAA